This is a messenger RNA of Rhodamnia argentea, 933 nucleotides long. Its product is annotated as cucumber peeling cupredoxin-like. Gene Ontology annotation, molecular function: electron transfer activity. The transcript has 2 exons. Gene Ontology annotation, cellular component: plasma membrane. Lineage: Eukaryota; Viridiplantae; Streptophyta; Magnoliopsida; Myrtales; Myrtaceae. The record is from RefSeq and is a predicted model, not a curated record. The coding region runs from base 129 to 812 and encodes 227 amino acids.
UCUCUCUGCCUCCCUCUCAUUGUCCUGUAAGUUCGAAGUAGCUCAAAAGCACGUCCAUAGAGGAGAGCGAACAGGGGCGACCUUACCACUUUCAGGACACACACAGAAGAGAUAAAGGAAGGAAGGAAAUGGUGAGCAAAAUGAACAUGCUUGUGUUGAUGGCGUUCCUAGCAGCCACGAUACAGUGUUGCGGUGCUCAGGCACCGGCGACAAGCCCGACAAGGUCACCGGUGACUUACACCGUGGGCGACGGUGUUGGGUGGAAUGUGCUUGUCAACACCACUCAGGCGUAUGAGCGCUGGGCUGCCAACAAGACCUUCAUGGUUGGUGACAUCUUAGUGUUCAACUUUGCCAAUAGGACGCAAGACGUCGCCGAGGUUACGAAAUCAGCAUUCGACUCCUGCAACACCACCUCCACCAUCUCCGUCCACACUGACCCGCCGGUCAGAAUCACCCUCUCCAGCCCCGGCGAGCACUACUACACCUCCACCUACUCGAACCACUGCUCCCAAGGCCAGAAGCUCGCCAUCAACGUCACCAGCAGCUCCGCCGCAACCCCAUCGCCAUCUCCUGCUGCCACCCCAUCGUCACCGGCCCCAGCCACCACCCCACCACCAUCGUCGCCAUCCCCUGCUACCCCUCCAUCGUCCACUGCCACACCGCCCUCCACCUCUACCAGUCCUCCUCCACCUUCCACGCCUUCUCCAGCAAGUUCCACCACACCUCCGCCGGCAGGGAACUCCGCGGCCUCUUUGAGCGUCACCGGCUUGUUCUCGGGGAUUUUGUCGAUUGCCCUAGUGUUGUUGUACUAGAUUAGCUAAGUGAUAUUUUUUCUACCCUUUAUUUACAGGGUCGUUGUGAGUUGCUUUUCUAGAACUGAGACACACACCUGUUCAUUGUGAUUGAUUUUAUACAAUAAAACCUAUUUUUCCG